ACAAGUGCACAACGCUCCAUCUCCACCCCUUUUUGCUCCGUUAAUAAUUCACAGAGAGAGAGAGGUUUAUAUCGGUGAAGGACUAAUCUCACUGAAAAUGGAGGAGUGUAAUGAAAUUCCGACUAAAUUCUCAUCAGUUUCAUCAUCGGAAAACCGAGACUCGAUCGGGUCACUCAACGGCGGAGAGGACGACGAAUUUUACGAUAAAAUUGAGGCGCCGAAGUUUGUGGACUUCACUGUUCCGGAUCACUACAGCCCCGACGACCAUUACUGGUUUUGCCUCCGCGUCGGAUGUGACCAAAAGCAUGAGGAAGAAAUGGAUUCUGAAGCAAUCUACAACAAUUUUGUCCUUAGGGUGAUGGCAGCUAGGAGUCCCAAUGUAAGGCUUCGAAAAGCACUAGAUAGAAAUGCUUCGAGAACACCUACAAAAUGCCCACUUUCAGCUCCUCCGAAAUCAUCCAAACCAAGACUGUCAAGGAUGGCUGUCAUUUCAUCAAUGUCUAAGAAGAUGGAUGAGGGCAAGAAAAAGGUCGUUCGGCCCCUUUUGAAGCCUGGAUCUACACCAGUGACAAAGACGAAACCGGUUGCUGCAAAGUAUCUCACCACUCCAAGGAAUAAGAAGAGCAUAUCUGAUCAAAGUUCGUUUAGAAGUGUUCAGCAUCCAAAGCGUAUCAAUGUUGAAGUGCCAAAGAGUCGAAUGGUGGCGAAGGCGUUGGUUUUUCGCUCUCCAAAGAAAGCCAUCAAGGUGAAGACAUCUUUUGAGCUGCGUACACCUGUCUCUAAGUUAUGCCAAGGGAUGAAUAAGCUUGAGAUUUCGAGUCAGAGAAGAAAACCACUACAAACUUGCAAAGGCCAAGAAGAUAAAUUGGGAAGAUCAGUUAGAACAAAGACCAAAGGACAGUUAUCUCAGAAGCAGGAGUGUGAGAAAUUUCUGGGAAGGGAUGAGACACAUAGCUUGAAGAAAGAAGAAAGUUGUGCUAUUGGAAAACAGUUGGACACAAAAGUCAGUGAAGAGUCUGGACUUCAAGAAUCUAGUCAUGAAGAAGCACAUUCGACAGUGCCACCAGCGACACAGUGCUUGGAUUCUGCCUCACCAGAUUAUUCAAAGGGAGAAGUUGCAAAAGCUGAGGAGUGUAAUGGGAAUGAAAACAUUACUUCAGAAAGUUGUGUAGACCAUCAUGGAAACAAUUCUUCUGAAGGAGAACGAAACGGACUUGACUUUGAGGAUGGAGAUGACAAAGAAAACGUUGCAGCUUCUGAUGAGAACAGAAUGCCAAGCAACAUUCUGAAGCAAAAUGAAAGAAAAAUCUUUGGAGUGCACCAGAAAUGCGACCAAGUUAGAAAGAAGGUUACGCAAGCACAUGAUAUUCUGAAAGAGGGUUUGAGUGGUCCGGUGAUGAAGCUGAAGAAACCAAAGGCCACAAAUCCUAAACCAUUUAGACUACGAACUGAUGAGAGAGGUGUUCUUAAAGAAGCCACCUUGGAUAGAAGAGUCGGUGUAGACUCCCCAGCUAGCCAAUGUGAAAAUACAAAUGUGAGCACCCCAGGUGGGAAGUUACAGAAGAAAAACGCUAGUGAUAUUCAAAAAGGGAGCCCGGCAGUGGUUUCAAAGACUCCAAAGCGGCAGGAGAGAUUGAAAUCAGCAGCUCCGAUGACACCAGAAAGUAAUAAACCUAAAGAGCAAAAGGUGAAGAGUAGUGCUAUGCAGAGGUUGGAGAAGUUCAGGAAACUCACAUCAUCUUCUGUUCCCAAACGCGUGAGGCCUCAGGGGGUUGAAUCGAAAAAGCAGGAAUUGGUUUCAUUGCUGAUUCCCGGUCAAAAGCUGGACGUGAUACACGAAACUUCACCCCAAGUUUCGGAACCACAGAGCACUGGAAAGGCAGGUGCGACUGUGAGGAGGAACGGUUGGCGCUGAACCUAAGUUGAGCACACACAGCGACACAGUUUUGUGACCACGAUUGCUCCUGUUUGUUCAAUUAUUUAUUGAAUUAUUAUUUGGUUGCUGCCAUACUUCAUUUCUGUUAUUGUAAAGUGUAAAAACCAAACUACCGGCAUAUUGGUCGAUUCUGUUUUAUGCAUUAA
Molecule: messenger RNA, 2082 nt
Organism: Salvia hispanica
Lineage: Eukaryota; Viridiplantae; Streptophyta; Magnoliopsida; Lamiales; Lamiaceae
Source: RefSeq, a predicted model, not a curated record